AUGUCUUCAAAGCCACAGCAGGCGAGCUCAAGCUCCGACCUAGACGAACGCAAGAGAAAGAGGAAGCAGUCUAACCGCGAAUCUGCCCGAAGGUCCCGAAUGAAAAAGCAACAACGCUUGGAUGAGCUUGUUGCUCAGGUGAGCCAAUUGCAGGAGGAGAAUAAAAAGGUGAUGCAGAUGAUUGAUGGGGCCACACAGCUUUACAUCAAUUUUGCAUCCGAUAAUAAUGUGAUGAGAGCCCAAGUGUCUGAGUUGACCGAUCGACUCCACUCGUUGAAUUCCGUGAUUCAGAUUGCUUCGGAGGUGAGCGGAUUGGCAUUUGAAGUUCCUGAUAUUCCUGAUAUCCUGCUCGAGCCGUGGCAGAUGCCUUGCCCGGUUCAACCUAUCCCAGCAAAUGUUGAUAUUUUCGAGUUCUGA
Messenger RNA from Striga hermonthica, 417 nucleotides. The record is from the annotation of a GenBank genome assembly. NCBI's taxonomy places the organism in Eukaryota, Viridiplantae, Streptophyta, Magnoliopsida, Lamiales, Orobanchaceae.